AUGAAAUCUGUUCCAUACGUAUGUUAUGGCAAUUGUUUGUACAUUGAGUCAAAAAUAGCUAAUGUCACAGGUAUUUCAGGAGUUAAUAGUAAAGGUUCAGUAGAAUAUAAGUCUUUCUGUUAUGCAGUCAAUUCAAUGUUCAUUCCAAACGUUCCUGUCAUAGCAACUCAUUUAGGUAAAUGGGUUCGCAUUAGUCCUCAUAAUUUGAAAGACAUGCAAUUCAGACUUGUUGACUUUCAAGGAGAGCCUGUAGAACUGAAGGCACCAGUGCGAAUGACUGUUGAAGUUGACUUUUUAGAAAAUAUUAAAUGCAACAGCUUACAAGAGAACUCAGAGCUAAAAAUAUAA
Trichomonas vaginalis G3 is the source of this 348-nucleotide messenger RNA. RefSeq lists its product as uncharacterized. Lineage: Eukaryota; Parabasalia; Trichomonadida; Trichomonadidae. The transcript has a single exon. The coding region runs from base 1 to 348 and encodes 115 amino acids. The record is from RefSeq and is a predicted model, not a curated record.